AUGGAGGUGGCUCUGGUGGACUUUGAGAGUCUGGACGACAUUGACAGCAGCCUAGAAGAUGAGCUGGACAACCCAGACAACCCUGACGAGACCACGACCCUGAUGGUCGACAUGCCCUCCGAACAAUGCUCCCACCACCUCCUUUCCCCUCAGUCCAACCUCACAUCCACCCCCCAGCACCACCACCCCUCCUCACUCUCCUCCCCUUGCCCAUCCCCCUCCCCCAAUACUCUGGGUGGGCCCCAGUCGCCCAUCAUGCCACCCCACAGCAGGAGGGGGCGCCCUAGCUGUGCCAGCAUGAUCACCAACUGGAAGCUGCUGCUGAGUAGCGAGACCCAGACGCAGAGCGAGACCAUCUUCAGCCGGCUGGCUAAGGAGUGCUGCGAGGAUGUGUUCGUGGACAAGACAGGGCUAGACGACGGAGACCAGAAGGUCAUCAUCAACAUCGCCGGGCUGCGCUUCGAGACGCAGCUCAAAACCCUCGACCAGUUCCCUGAGACCCUUCUGGGGGACCCUAUGAAGAGGAUGGACUACUUCGACCCCAUGAGGAACGAGUAUUUCUUUGACAGGAACCGGCCCAGCUUCGAUGGCAUCCUGUAUUACUACCAGUCAGGAGGGAAGAUCCGCCGGCCGGCCAACGUUCCGCUGGAUGUGUUUGCUGAUGAGAUCGUGUUCUAUGAGUUGGGGAGUGACGCCAUGGAGCAGUUCAGAGAGGACGAGGGCUUCAUCAAAGAAGUGGAGAUCCCUCUCCCGACCAAUGAGAUGUACCGCCAGUUCUGGCUGCUGUUCGAGUACCCCGAGAGUUCCAACGCGGCGCGUGGCGUGGCGCUGGUCUCCGUGUUCGUCAUCAUUAUCUCAAUCAUCAUCUUCUGCAUGGAGACGCUGCCGGAGUUCCGGGAUAACUCCCUGGACCCCGUCCUACCCACCACCGUCAUGCAGCUGAUGCCUUUCGAUGGGAACCAAUCGCUGGGCGGCCUCGGGUCCUUGUUCCCGCCCUCAGCCACGCCCAAAACCAUCAUCUCCACGUUCUCCGACCCUUUCUUCAUCAUCGAGACGGCCUGCAUCAUCUGGUUCUUCUUCGAGCUGGUUGUCCGCUUCGUGGUCUGCCCCUCCAAGAGCGAUUUCUUCCACAACCUCAUGAACAUCAUCGACAUCGUCUCCAUCAUCCCCUACUUCGUCACCUUGGUAACGGAGCUGGUCACCACCCCGGACCAGAACUCCAGCCAGAACAUGUCCCUGGCCAUCCUUCGUAUCAUCCGUCUGGUCAGGGUGUUCAGGAUCUUCAAGCUGUCCAGACACUCCAAGGGGCUCCAGAUCCUGGGCCAGACCCUGAAGGCCAGCAUGCGGGAGCUGGGCCUCCUCAUCUUCUUCCUCUUCAUCGGAGUCAUCCUCUUCUCCAGCGCCAUCUACUUUGCCGAAGUGGACGAGCCCAGCACACAGUUCGUCAGCAUCCCUGACGGCUUCUGGUGGGCCGUGGUCACCAUGACUACAGUGGGCUAUGGGGACAUGUGCCCGAUCACCAUGGGCGGUAAGAUGGUGGGGACGCUCUGCGCCAUCGCUGGCGUGUUGACCAUCGCCCUGCCCGUCCCUGUCAUCGUGUCCAACUUCAACUACUUCUACCACCGGGAGACGGAGGCAGAGGACAAGCAGCCGAUGGCAGAUGCAGCAGAGCUGGCCAUGAAGGCCUCAGGAGAGAGUAAACAUGGGAGUAGCACCUCUCUGAACAAGACCAAUGGAACCUGGCAGGGCGAGAAGUUCACUGGCCUCUGAGAUAUAUGGAGACUGGCCAGUCCACUGUAGAAGAGACAAUGUGUGACAGAGAGACACAGAUAGACUUACUUGUGCACUUCCUGGGGCAGAGAGAUAUAGACUUACCUGUCAACUGUCUGGGGCAGAGAGAUAUAGACUGACCUGUCCACUAUGGAAGAUAUAGAUUGAGACAGAGAAAGACAUCUGUGAGACACACAACUAAUCCUCUCCUGUCCACUGGGAGAAAGACAUAAAGUCACCCCUGUGGAAAGACACAGCUACACCGGCUCUUUACUGUCAGAUGGUAGGGACAUUUUUUUUUAAAUGACAGAAAGUGUUAGGUUUGAUAGAUCAAGCAUGGAGUCUGUGUUUUACUUGUCUUGACGAUGAUAUUUCUUUUUUUUUUAUAUUGUAUCAUAAACAACUCUUAACUCAGUGCAAAUAGUGACUGGUAACAACAUUAAGCACAUAGUAACUGGUAACAACCUUAAGCACAUAGUAACUGAUAACAACGUUAAACACAUAGUAACUGAUAACAACGUUAAACACAUAGUAACUGGUAACAACGUUAAACACAAAGUAACUGAUAACAACGUUAAACACAUAGUAACUGAUAACAACGCUAAACACAUAGUGACUGAUAACAACGUUAAACACAUAGUAACUGGUAACAACGUUAAACACAUAGUUGCCGGUAACAACGUUAAACACAUAGUGACUGAUAACAACCUUAAGCACAUAGUAACUGAUAACAACCUUAAGCACAUAGUAACUGAUAACAACGUUAAAUACAUAGUAACUGAUAACAACGUUAAACACAUAGUGACUGAUAACAACGUUAAACACAUAGUGACUGAUAACAACGUUAAACACAUAGUAACUGAUAACAACGUUAAACACAUAGUAACUGAUAACAACGUUAAACACAUAGUAACUGAUAACAACGUUAAAUACAUAGUAACUGAUAACAACGUUAAAUACAUAGUAACUGAUAACAACCUUAAAUACAUAGUGACUGAUAACAACGUUAAAUACAUAGUGACUGAUAACAACGUUAAACACAUAG
Molecule: messenger RNA, 2815 nt
Organism: Coregonus clupeaformis (lake whitefish)
Lineage: Eukaryota; Metazoa; Chordata; Actinopteri; Salmoniformes; Salmonidae
Product: potassium voltage-gated channel subfamily A member 10-like
Exons: 1
Coding region: 1-1770 (589 amino acids)
Biological process (GO): potassium ion transmembrane transport; protein homooligomerization
Cellular component (GO): membrane; voltage-gated potassium channel complex
Molecular function (GO): delayed rectifier potassium channel activity; protein binding
Source: RefSeq, a predicted model, not a curated record